Molecule: messenger RNA, 1230 nt
Organism: Brassica rapa (field mustard)
Lineage: Eukaryota; Viridiplantae; Streptophyta; Magnoliopsida; Brassicales; Brassicaceae
Biological process (GO): endocytosis
Cellular component (GO): membrane; clathrin vesicle coat
Source: RefSeq, a predicted model, not a curated record
CCUCUGCGUUACUUCGUCUUCUUCGACUCGUGAGAUUGUGAUCACAGUAGGGCAAACGAAAGACUUUAACUUUAUAGAUUCUACGAGGUGGGUUGAUCGAUUUAGUCAUCUGGGUUUUCUUCUCUAGUGGUUCUUGGAAUGGAUCAAGCUUCGUCUUCGUCGAAUGUUAAGGAAGAGAAGAGAUCUUCCACUGAUCCUGUGACCGUCGAUGAAAACGAGGAGAGGGAAGCUAUAGAGAUUCCUCUCUUCCAAGUGCCUGAAUGCUAUGUUUAUUUGAUACCUCCAAGGAAAAGCGCAGCUUCCUACAGAGCGGAUGAGUGGGACGUGAACAAAUGGGCAUGGGAAGGAGCAUUGAAAGUGGUGAGCAAAGGAGAAGAGUGCAUUAUCAAACUUGUAGAUAAAACCACAGGAGAACUUUACGCUCAGGCCUUUCUAAGAGAUGGUGAACUUCAUCCAGUAGAAGCCGUAAUCGACAGUAGCAGAUACUUUGUUCUCCGUGUGGAAGAAAACAUAGGUGGUCGUGUUCGUCAUGCUUUUAUUGGACUUGGAUUCAGGGAGAGAACUGAGGCAUAUGACGUCCAAGCUGCACUACAUGACCACAUGAAGUACUUGAACAAGAAGAAAACAGCAGAAGAGAUGGAACAACACUUUCAGAACACUUCAUCUGUUGAUUACAGCUUAAAGGAAGGAGAAACCAUUGUUCUUCAACUAAAAAACAGGAACGAAAAGGACACAAAGACUAAAUUGGUAGAGAAGAGUCUGAGCAAUCUCUCGUUGGAGGAUAAGGGCAAGUCAAUAGAAACCAUUCCUCCAAUCAUCCCACCGCCUCCACCUCCUGGACCGCUUUCUCCUGCGGCAACCACACCGAAGUCCCCAUCAAGCCUUAGCCUCCAAAGAUCGUCUGAACAACAAGAUCUAGAUACAAAGCGAGAAGAAGUAGAGAAGAAAGAAGACCAAGAAGCUAAAGAAACAGGGGUUGAAGAUGCACCAGAUGAUGACUUUGGAGAUUUCCAAGCCGCAGGCUGAUUUGAGUUAACCAUUAAGUAUUUUACCAUACAUAAAGCAUCGUUUUUAUAAGUAAUGUGACUGAUCAAAGUUUGGGUUGUUUGCUUUUGAGAGAGAGUCCACCUUCUGUACAAUUGCAUACAAAGACUAUUUCUCUGAACUUGUGAUUAGAUAGAGAUACUUUCAAGUCUUUUCAUUUAUUCGCCAUACACAAUGUUCAAAAAA